This is a messenger RNA of Lottia gigantea (owl limpet), 249 nucleotides long. RefSeq lists its product as hypothetical. The record is from RefSeq and is a predicted model, not a curated record. Gene Ontology annotation, molecular function: neuropeptide receptor activity. Lineage: Eukaryota; Metazoa; Mollusca; Gastropoda; Lottiidae. The transcript has a single exon. Gene Ontology annotation, cellular component: membrane. Gene Ontology annotation, biological process: neuropeptide signaling pathway. The annotation marks the transcript as partial.
CAGGUCGUUAAAAUGUUAAUCAUAAUCAUUUUGAUGUUUGGUUUAUGCUGGUUGCCUCUACAUACAUUCUUCCUCGUCAUAGAUUUUAAUCCCGAGUUGCUCAAUUACAAGACCACAGCUCAAGAAGAAAUGUUUACUGCUAUUUAUUAUUGUGUUCAUUGGUUAGCCAUGUCCAAUAGUUUUGCUAAUCCAAUUAUUUAUGGCUUUUUAAAUGAAAGUUUUCGGGUAAGUAUUCAUAUUCAAUUUUGA